AUGCACGACCUGUCGAGGCCCAUUGCUACUGCGAUGGCUGCCGUACUAGUACCAGUGGCCCGGGUUCCCUCUCGCCGGACCUGCCCUCCAUCCAUCCAUCUCUGCCCACACUUGGGAUGGGUGGUGGCACUUAAAUGCCCCGUCAAAAGUGUGGAGCGUGUCGCUGCACCCCUGGGCUUUGACCUUCCAUGCAAUAUGCCUAUCCCAACGGAUGAGGACGAGGGUUGGAGGGGGUUCGAUGAAUAG
Messenger RNA from Akanthomyces muscarius, 246 nucleotides. RefSeq lists its product as uncharacterized. The coding region runs from base 1 to 246 and encodes 81 amino acids. The transcript is spliced from 3 exons. The record is from RefSeq and is a predicted model, not a curated record. Lineage: Eukaryota; Fungi; Ascomycota; Sordariomycetes; Hypocreales; Cordycipitaceae.